Molecule: messenger RNA, 729 nt
Organism: Opisthorchis viverrini
Lineage: Eukaryota; Metazoa; Platyhelminthes; Trematoda; Opisthorchiida; Opisthorchiidae
Exons: 8
Coding region: 1-729 (242 amino acids)
Source: RefSeq, a predicted model, not a curated record
AUGGUAUCUGGAGGAGAAUUGCUCAAGGGUUCGUAUGAGGAAUUGGUCACCUUCAAGAGGACUGGAGGGUCUACGUCGUCUUUCUUUUGUGUUUGUGUGGACACCCAAUCCGCACACGAUCAGCGUGGCCAACCGGAUGUACGAGGGAUUUUCUGGUUCGCUGCGGCCAGUGUACUCAAUAGUUGGUUGGCUUCUAAACAUUUAAACGUUACUACAUUGAAUAAUAUUCGCUUUCGACAUCCCGGUGUCCCAAAUUCAAUAGAUGACAGCACUAGACUGCUCAGGGAGUAUCAUGCACCCUUGAAUGCUAAUACUGCUUGUAAUUUUAUGAACAGCAGCAGCGACGAAACUGUCAUCACCGUUUCUGAUCCACUAGCAUCGUUUUAUUCAACAGCCAGUGCUUGGAGGGAUGGGCAUCUCAGGGUACCUGUGGUACACUGGCUACAUGCCCGUGAUUCCGCUAUGGCUGGUCAAGUUAUCGGAAUGCGGGCCAUAUCGUCAGAUAAUCUGGAUUAUCAUGUAGACGAUCCGGGCCAUCGUCACUCAAUAGUUAAGCCUGGAUUUUGCAUUGGACACCCUUGUACUGUAGUCGAUCCAAGUGAGCUGAUAGACGAGGAAUUUUGGUCUGAAGAAGAUGACGAAACACCGCAAUGUCCACCGAAAGUGCUUGCAAAUUUUGAGCAAAACGCGUUUUUACCAGUCUACGAUGAGCUGAUUACCGUUUUGUGA